Gracilinanus agilis (Agile Gracile Mouse Opossum) is the source of this 2295-nucleotide messenger RNA. RefSeq names its product arylsulfatase A (gene ARSA). The record is from RefSeq and is a predicted model, not a curated record. NCBI's taxonomy places the organism in Eukaryota, Metazoa, Chordata, Mammalia, Didelphimorphia, Didelphidae. Gene Ontology annotation, molecular function: arylsulfatase activity. The transcript is spliced from 9 exons. Bases 206 to 1726 code for a protein of 506 amino acids.
GACGCAUCCCUGCCCAGCUGAGCCUGGUGCGGCCCUAGGAGAGCCCCCACCCCCUCUUUCUCCGCCUCUCCACUCCCACCCAGCCCGGGGCCAGGCAGGCAGCAGGACAGCGGGCGGCGCCACUCAGCCUCUGGAGCCCGUACUGGUCACUGCCGGCGCGGGACUGCUCCUCGACCAGCAUCCCCGUCCGCAGGCAGAGGGCACAAUGGCCUUUUCGUGGUCCUUGACCCUGGCCUUCGCCACCACUCUGGCCUUUGCCCGGCCCCCGAACAUCAUUCUGAUCUUUGCUGACGACUUGGGCUACGGGGACCUGGGCUGCUAUGGCCACCCCAGCUCAUCCACACCCAACCUCAACCGAAUGGCAGCCAAGGGGCUCCGCCUAACCGACUUCUAUGUGCCUGUCCCACUGUGCACCCCGUCUAGGGCAGCACUGCUGACUGGAAGGUACCCUGUCCGCUCAGGGCUCUACCCAGGAGUCCUAUACCCUGGCUCCCUGGGUGGGCUUCCCCUGGCUGAGGUGACCAUGGCUGAGGUCCUGGCUGAAAGGGGCUACCUCACUGGGAUGGCUGGCAAGUGGCAUCUGGGGGUGGGGCCCAAUGGCUCCUUCUUGCCCCCACACCAAGGAUUCCACCACUUCCUGGGAGUCCCCUACUCCCACGAUCAGGGCCCCUGCCAGAACCUGACCUGCUUCCCACCAGCCACCCUCUGCUAUGGAGGCUGUGACCAGGGUGUCGUCCCCAUCCCCCUGAUGGCCAACCUGUCUGUGAAGGAGCAGCCCGCCUGGCUGCCUGGACUGGAGAAGCAGUAUGUGGCCUUUGCCCAGAACUUCAUGGUAGAUGCUGCCCGCCAAGGCCGCCCUUUUUUUCUCUACUAUGCCUCCCAUCAUACCCACUACCCCCAGUUCGGUGGAGAAACCUUUGUGGGACGCUCUGGCCGAGGACCAUUUGGGGACGCCUUGAUGGAGCUGGACUCGGCUGUGGGGACACUGCUGGAUACCGUGGAGAACCUUGGACUAAGCGAAGAAACGCUGGUCUUUUUUACCGCAGAUAAUGGCCCCGAGACCAUGCGUAUGUUCCGGGGUGGCUCCUCUGGCCUUCUCCGGUGUGGAAAGGGGACGACCUAUGAGGGUGGUGUCCGAGAGCCCGCUUUGGCCUUCUGGCCAGGCCACAUCAUGCCAGGGGUCUCCCACGAACUAGCCAGCUCCCUGGACCUGCUGCCCACCAUAGCUGCUCUGGCUAGUGCCCGGCUACCCAAUGUCACCCUAGAUGGGGUAGACCUGAGCCCCAUUCUGCUGGGCACAGGCAAGAGCUCAAGGAAGAAUCUCUUCUUCUACUCUCCGGCCCCUAAUAAAGCCCAAGGUGUCUUUGCCAUCCGGCGGGGGAAGUACAAGGCACAUUUCUUCACCGAGGGUUCUACACACAGUGACAUGGUUGCUGACCCAGCCUGUCAUGCCCUCACCCCGCUGACUGCCCAUGAUCCACCGCUUUUGUUUGACCUCGAGACUGACCCUGGUGAGAACUAUGAACUUGGGAGCCAUGGUCCCAAGGAGGAGAUGACAGUAAUCCAAGAGACCAUGAAAGAGAUGCAGCUGCUCAAGGCCGAAUUUGAUGCUGCCAUGACUUUCGGAGAAAGCCAGAUGGCCCAAGGCAUAGACCCAGCCCUGGAACUUUGCUGUCGAUCAGGCUGUUCCCCCAGGCCAGAAUGCUGUAACUGUCCUGGCCCUUAAUGUGACACCUCCCCCAAGUGAUUGUAUGAAUGACCUGGUGUCUUUCAGUGUGCCUGCAGCCCCGUUGACCACUAAUCCUUCAAACUGCCAUUCAAGGACUACUCUCUGACUCUGGGGAGCAGGGGCACACAUCCACACAAAUCUCAAGCUCAGGUCGCUCCACUGGUUACUAAGCACAUGCCACAAUUAGGGACUCACUGGCCAGUGGCUCAGACAUCUCAGGCAGACAGUUCUCCAUGCAGCACAUUGAAGUAACAUUUUCCCUAUGGGUUGGGUUUUCUUCUGAAAGCUGUGGUAGGAAAUUCCCACAUCCAUCCCUGGCUAAUUGAUGCUGCUUUCCAGUAGGGAGCACAGGCCACACAACUGGGUUCACUGUCAUGCAUGGAAUAGCUGGGAGAUUGGAUGAAAACACAAUCUCCAGGUCUUCAGUAUUUCUUAUUAUAGUGAGCCCUUUACUAAGAUAUUAAUAUGUGUAUUAACUUAAGCACAGAUUUCAGAAUUUCCAGUCAAAUAUAAGGGAAAAUACCAUUUGGAGCAAGAUUUCAAUAAAUGCCAACAUCAAAGCACAA